CCGCCGCCGCCGCCCGCCCCCCUCGCCAUGCAAGGGCUGUGCUGCUGCCUGUGCCUGGUGGCGGCCGCCGUGGCGGGGCUGUCGGCAGCCAACCGCAACUGCCCGGACCUGGUCGUGGACAGCUGCUUGUGCACCGCCGAGCGCUCCAAAGGACCCGGCCGACAGACCGUCCGCAUCAAAGUUGUCUGCAGCGGAGGCGAGUUGGUGGAAACUUUGCAGCCUGCCUUGUUGCCCAACCGCACCGUGUCCCUAAUUCUGAGUAACAACAAGAUCUUGUGGUUAAAGAACAACUCUUUCAUUGGACUGAGAUCCUUGGAGAGACUAGAUCUGAAGAAUAACUUGAUUAGUACUAUUGAGCCUGGGGCCUUCUAUGGACUUUCGGAACUGAAGCGUCUGGAUCUUUCUAAUAACAGAAUUGGCUGUUUAACACCUGAAAUCUUUGUUGGCCUUAAAAACCUUCAUAAAUUGAAUUUAUCAGGGAACAUUUUUUCAAGUCUCAUGAAUGGACUCUUCUCUGAGCUUUUAGCUCUGAAAGCCUUACAUUUCUACACUGAUUCUCUCACCUGUGACUGUAAUCUCAAAUGGGUUUUACACUGGGCUAGAAAUGCCUCAGUUCGGAUCUCAGAAGAAACAGUUUGUGCUUUCCCCAGGAGUUUACAAGGAACAGCAUUUCAGAACCUGAAAGAAAAUCAGCUGAUCUGCGCUGGACCGCUGGAGCUGCCUCUAUUUGAAUUGAUACCAUCCCAGAGACAGGUGGUUUUUCAUGGCGACCGCUUGCCAUUUCAGUGUACAGCAACAUACCUCGAUAAUACUACACAAGUGCAUUGGUACCACGAUGGACGCCUAGUUGAAACGGAUGACGAAAGUGGCGUGUUUGUGGAAGACAGCAUAACGCAUGACUGCUGUUUAAUCACACGUGAGCUUAUUUUGUCCAGCAUUGAUUUUGAUGCAACAGGAAUGUGGGAAUGUAUGGUCAACAACUCCUAUGGAAACAUCUCUAAGCAGGUGGAAAUCGUUGUACUAGAAACAGCUGCACCUUAUUGCCCUGCUGAAAGGAUAGUUAACAAUAAAGGAGAUUUCAGAUGGCCCAAAACUCUGGCUGGUGUAAUUGCUUACCACCCAUGUCUUCAGUAUUCUGUCAAUCCCGCUUCCCUCUUGAAUGGAGCAGAAGAGUCAAAAGCAUGGCGUAAGUGUAAUCGCACAGGUCGGUGGGCUGAAGAAAGCUAUUCUGAAUGUCCUUACUCACAAGAAGCUACUCAAGUCCUUCAUGCUUUUAGUCAGAUGCAUCUUAACUCCACAAAUGCACUUGAAUUUUCCCAUCAGCUUGCAACCUACACAAGGGAUGCUGCCAACUUUUCAGAUAAGGAGGACAUUAUCUAUUUGGCUUACAUGCUGGAAAAGCUAAUCAUAUAUAUGGAUGAAAUCAAAGAUCUUGCAGAUGCUGUAGUUGAGAUUGCCAGCAAUAUAAUGCUGGUAAAUGACCAUGUAUUAUGGAUGGCACAAAAGGAAGAUAAAGCUUGUACUAGGAUUGUACAGUGUGUGGAACAUAUUGCAAAUCAAACUCUGACCAGUAAUACACAGGUCAUAUCAAAGGUUUCUCUUAAUAUUGCUCUGGAGGCCUUUAUGAUCAAGCCAUCUAGCUUCAUGGGGAUGACUUGCACUGCCUUCCAGAAAAUAUCUGCAGAUCCAGACAGGUCACUGAGCCGCAACACAGGGAACAGGGAGACAGACCAACGUUUGAAUUUUAAGUGCAAUGCUGGCAGUCAUAGUGCCUCUGUGGUUAAUUUCUUCCCAAUGGAUGCCGUGGCAGUAGCUUCAGCUCAUUUGCCACGGUCUGUCCUCUCUUCGUCUUCAGCCUUGCAAUCUGUUGAUAACUCCUCUUGCAAGCUACAGUUUAUUGCCUUUCGGAAUGGAAAACUCUUCCCGAGCACUGCAAACUCAUCUAACCUUGCAGAUUAUGGGAGGCACAGGACCAUUGGCACACCAGUUGUCUUCAUUAAAAUAGAUGGGUGCAGUAUCGGAAACCUCACCAGUCCUCUUACUAUAGCAUUGAAGCACUUUACACAGGGUAUAAACCCCAUUGCAGUCUUUUGGGAUUUUGACCUUCUAGAUGGACAUGGAGGCUGGUGGGGAGAAGGGUGCUACAUAAUUAGCUCUACAGGCAACAUCACUACCCUUCAUAGUACUCACUUUGGUAACUUUGCAGUGCUAAUGGAUCUGAAGACAGUGUUGACCCUCCCCCAGUACCCUGGGGAGUUCCUGCACCCUGUGGUCUAUGCAUGUACUGCUGUCAUGCUGUUGUGCCUGUUUGCUUCAAUUAUCACCUAUAUUGUGCAUCACAGCACAAUUCGAAUCAGCAGGAAAGGCUGGCACAUGCUUCUCAACUUCUGUUUCCAUUCUGCUCUCACUUUUGCUGUUUUUGCUGGUGGAAUAAAUCGUGUAAAAUACCCAAUUAUCUGUCAAGCGGUUGGCAUAGUAUUGCAUUAUUCUACACUCUCUACAAUACUGUGGAUUGGAGUGACUGCAAGGAAUAUUUAUAAGCAAGUCACGAAAAAGCCUCAGACCGCCCAAAACAGUGACCAGCCUUCUUAUCCAAAGCAGCCAUUGCUCAGGUUUUAUCUGAUUAGUGGAGGAGUUCCUUUUAUUAUAUGUGGAAUUACAGCGGCAAUCAACAUAAAUAAUUACGGGAUAAAAAACUACGCAGAAGCGCAAUUUUGUUGGAUGGCAUGGGAGCCAAGUCUCGGCGCAUUUUAUGGACCAGUUGCCUUCAUUGUCCUGGUGACUUGCGUUUACUUCCUCUGCACGUACGUGCAACUGAGGCGUCACCCGGAGCGCAAAUACGAGUUGAAAGAAAGGACGGAAGAUCAGCAGAGGCUGGCAAGUCCCGAGGUUGGCCAUAGCCACAUCACCGAUUCUGGAUCUGUCUCCCAGGCGACAUGCUCAAUGAUGUCUUCUUCCUUGUUGGAAAAUGAGCACUCAUUUAAGGCUCAGCUCCGAGCUGCAGCUUUCACUUUGUUCCUGUUUACCGCCACUUGGACCUUUGGUGCACUCGCAGUUUCCCAAGGACAUUUCUUGGAUAUGAUAUUCAGCUGCCUCUAUGGAGCAUUUUGCGUUACCUUGGGGCUCUUCAUCCUUAUCCAUCACUGUGCAAAGAGAGAUGAUGUCUGGCAUUGCUGGUGGUCCUGUUGCCCAUCUCGGAGAAACACAUAUUCAGUGCAAGUUAAUGUCCGGCCAAAGGUUAACGUCAACGGGGAAAGCCAGGUCCACGUCCCGUGUCUCCAAGAAUCGCCUUGCCCUGCUAAAUCUGCCGUUUUUAAUCACCCAGCUGCUAGCCACUGCAAACUUACAAAUCUACAAGCUGUUCAAAACCACGUCAACUGCCUUUCACCCGUCACGCCAUGCUGUGCGAAAAUGCACUGUGAUCAGCUGCUGGAAGACGAUGCUCACAUUCACGUACACAGCGAGGGAACUUUCCGGCCCAACAUGCACAUCCACAGAUGCUUGAAAAGCAGAACUAAGCCACGCUACUUCAGCCGGCAUCGGUCUGCGGGGGAAAGAGAGUACGCUUACCACAUUCCUUCCAGCAUCGACGGCAGCAUCCACAGCUCACACACAGACAGUCCGCACAGUGCACAUGACGGCCAGACGGGCCACAGGCGGGCAUGUUGUGCGAAAAGCGACCCAUAUCCCACCAUCAGUCAGCCGGAAAGCAGCGAUGCAAGUACUGUGAUCUACAGUUGCGCUACAGUGCCAGAGAGCGAGACAGCGCACCAUGCAGCUCAUUUUGAGAUGCACCCGCGGACCCAGUCUUUACCAUUUAGUACAACCAGCCACAAUGGGAUUCUAAAGGGGAACCUGCACGAAGCCAUGAUCUACAGUUCAGACAGUACAGGAAAUAUCAAAACGGGGCCCUGGAAGAAUGAAACUACUGUGUAGUUGGGCAACCCAGUUCUUCUCCUUUUGCAGCUCAGACCAUCUUAGGCUGCAAUCCUAUACACACCUGGGAAAUGAGCGCCAUUGGACUCAAUGAGGCUCACUUCUGAGUAGAAAUGCAUAGGAUUGCACCGUUAACCUUUGUUUUCCUUCUAACCUGAGUAAGAUUCUACAUGUUUGCGUAGCGCAUCAGUCAAUUGUACAGGUUUCUCAACCUAUUGUUUUCUUAAUAAGAAGAGGCUUUUAAAAAGUAGCAGUGGUUUUGAAAUUAUUUUUUAAAGAAUUAUGGGAAAUGGUUGUGGGGGCUGGGGGUGUUGGGAAAUAAACCUAGGGAGUAGAAUACAAGGCAAUAUCCUUUGUUACCAUUCGCAGUAAAUGUUUUCCUUUCCUUUUAUUUUAUUAUAUAUUUCUAACUAUUCUGCAUUAGCAUCAGCCACUUUGAAAUGCAUAUCAGCAUCACAGCCUUUCCUUCGUCAUUCUUAUGGGGGGGGGUGAUUUUGGAAGUUACAAUAGUGAAAGAGGAGGAGGAAUUUCUAACCAGGUUUAACACAGCUCUUUAGAUCUAUGAAGACCACCUGUAGCAUACGGCCUGUAAAAUCAUGUAGUGUACAGUCGCUGUUACGUCUCUCUUCUGCUGGAGAGAAAUACUAGGUAACGUCCCUUUUUGACAUCUAUGGUGCUGUGUUGGUUGUUACUUCUUUUUGUCCCUUUUUCUGCAUGACACACAGGUCAGGAUAAUUUGCUGUUUUCUAGUGUUAACGUGUGAAAUGCAGGGGCAGGGGAACCAAAAACCUUAUUGUAAAAGGCCGUGGCUAUUCAUGUAGGUAUUACUCUAGAGCAUUUUGAAUCUAUGAAAAAAAAGGGAGGUGAGAGAAACCCACCACUGCACUAGUUUUAAGUGGCACAAUCCUUUGUAUAAGGUUAUAUGAUAGCUUUGAUAAGGGUCCACUCUAAUGUCUCUACAGAGCAUGCACUAUUCAUUGUAUGUGGCACUGUGCAGUGUAAUAGCAGCUGUCUCCAUGAGUUUCACUUCUUUGUAAUUAUGCCUUCUGGAACCAACCUGCAAGCUGUUCUACAAUUGUCUUUUUUAUAAACAGCACCACCAAGUACAGUUUAUCAUUAACUCUUUGAGGACUACAGUCAUGCACUUAAUGAAUUACUUAGGGCACCAUCCAGCCCAAGUUCAGCAUUUUGGAGGACCAUUGCUUUUAAUGGAAAAGGGGAAAACACUCAAUGUGCUUAUUAAAUCUUCCCCACUGAAAUCAAUGGGACAUCAAAGUACUAAGCUUUUACUGGAUCCUUCCCUUCAUCUGAUUUGGAGCUGUGUUCAAGGAAAGACUUGUACAUGCAAUACUAAUAACAAUGUAGUCCAGACUACUCAAAUAAAGGGGAAUCUAUCAAUUUUUAAGGCUGCAAUUCUUUUCUUUCUUUCUUUCUUUCUUUCUUUCUUUCUUUCUUUCUUUCUUUCUUUCCCUUUUCAAAAGCCCCUUUCUAGGGAGUCAGCAACACUGAAUGCAGUGGGCCUUACUUCCAAGUAAGCGUGCAUAGGAUUGCACUAUAAAGAAAUAUAAUUUUAAAGAUAUUUAUUUAUCAAUUCCACAUUUUGAGUCAAAUCCUUCCCUUCCCAUGCCCUUCCGUCCUCUGGCAAAUCAAAUUCAGUAUUUUCUGUAUACUUCCAUGCAAAUUUGACCUUCAGUUGCAUGACUUUUCACUGAGCUAUUCUGCUCAGCUGCAGGACAUUUUAGGGUCAGUAGCAUUCUCUAUUCAGGAAGCUUUAGGCAAAGGAUUGGUUUUUUUAAAACAAAAUCAAAAUCAAAAUAGAUAUCCAUGAACAUCUGGACACAAGGCUCCAACAGACAACAAAAAAUAGAAUUAUAAUUACCCAGUUUUUUUAUUUAAAAAAUCAAAAACUUUCAAUAGAGUCUGGUUAUAAAUUGGUGACCUAAAGUGAAUGGCACUAUACAGCCACAGAGGGCAGGGCAGAAGGAGUCUUUAGCAAAAGAGAGAGAGAGAGAGAGCGCAUCAUAUUUCCACAAUUAAAAAACAAAUGCAACAAGCACAAUGUCAUAUGGCCGCCAAGAAAAAAAUUUAUAGACAUAUCACACACGUUCCAAGUAUCCAUUACAUUAAUUUAGGUAGUUCCCUGGGGAUGUGCAUUAUUUUGUCAAGAUCUUUGCAAAGUUCAACUCAUGUGUUCUUAUCAGCAUGUUAUGAAUCCCUCCCAUUUAUGAUAUGUAAAAAUAUAUUUCCUUACAGUGUACAUAACAGAUGAUUAUUAUAAUUGUUGGAAUGUUAUAUAAAAAUGUGUGUCAAGAUGAAUGUGUUCUGCAGUGUUUGCAGGUGGGAAUUAGUACUCAAAGGGUUAAUGCUCAGUAUCUGAGUGCAAGGAAUUUCCUUUUUUUCCUUUCUGUAUUUUUAUAAAGUUAAAAUAUAUAUUGUAAAUUACAGCAGAUAAUGUAUCCAUUGUGUGUGUGUUGUUGUUGUUGUUGUCAUUGUUGUUGCUGCUGUUGUGUGUAUCUUUCGAAGGUGAACAAAGCAGAAUGCACUAGGUGGGUGUUGAGUUUUGAACAGUAUUCAGCCUUUUUAUGAUUGCUUCUUUUAGAUGAUGCAAAAAGGAAAAAAAAUACCCUGAGCUUUAUAAUGUAUAUGCUGUAUAUGCUUGAAUUGUCUCAAAUCUAAAAUACAGUAUUUUGCAAUGUGUGCAUAAUA
This is a messenger RNA of Lacerta agilis (Sand lizard), 6642 nucleotides long. RefSeq names its product adhesion G protein-coupled receptor A1 (gene ADGRA1). The record is from RefSeq and is a predicted model, not a curated record. Gene Ontology annotation, biological process: G protein-coupled receptor signaling pathway; cell surface receptor signaling pathway. Gene Ontology annotation, molecular function: protein binding; G protein-coupled receptor activity. The transcript has 19 exons. Gene Ontology annotation, cellular component: postsynaptic density; glutamatergic synapse; plasma membrane. Bases 28 to 3936 code for a protein of 1302 amino acids. Lineage: Eukaryota; Metazoa; Chordata; Lepidosauria; Squamata; Lacertidae.